AUGGAACUAGGAUUGGCAUAUCCUUUAUCAUUAGAAAGGGAUUUCCCCAUCUUAGUAGGGAAAGUCACGCAAGCCAAAAUCAUAAAUCACGACGAAGUUACUUCUUCUACGUUUUGUCAAAAUUUAUUUUUCAACAGCGCGCUGCAGCGAGUGACUCAGACUUGUUUAACGCUGAAACAUCAAUGA
Messenger RNA from Clunio marinus, 186 nucleotides. Lineage: Eukaryota; Metazoa; Arthropoda; Insecta; Diptera; Chironomidae. The record is from the annotation of a GenBank genome assembly.